ACAGUGAAGCCGGUUUCUCUUGCUGAUCACUCACGUUUUUCUCAAGAUAAAUAAACACACCAAGAGGUAUUGAAGAUGGUCUACAAGCAACACACAGCCUUCACAGUGUUGGUGUUGGUGGCCAUCUGUGGACUUCCUGUCCUUUGUCUGGCCUCUGUGUGUGAGGGGAGAGUCCAGCCCGAUGGGUCCUGCAACUUCACCAUUCCCCCCCAUAUAUCUGCCACACUACAGAACCCCCUCUGUGAGGGGCAGAUCGUCACUGAUGGAAGAGUGAGAGCUCUAUAUGAAUCUGGAACUCUACUAAAUUCAACACACCCAGUGAAAUUUGCCUUAGUGGACCAGUUCAUUUUGAACAUGUGCCCUGCCUCAACAUACAUUCUUGCUGAGUGUCCAGAUCAAGAUAUCUUUCACAAUGAAACUUGUGUCUGCGUAAAAACGACUGAACUCACUGAAGGCUCAACUACCUUUCUGAAUCCUACUCCACUGACUGCACUUGAGACUCCAAGUGCAAUCUCUGGUCUUCAUGAUAGGCAUUACUUUAUAAGUGGCACUCUCAUCCUCUUGGGAAUCUGCAUCUUCAGUCUUAUCCUCAUACUGAGGAAGUGCGUUGCCCAAAGCAUCAGGAAGGAUAUGAAUCCAGCCCAAUAUAUGCAACAAACACUGACUGUGCACUGUAAUACUUGACUUGACUUGAAGCACCGUUAUAGUUGUAGGGGACCAAAAGCCAAUUGUUCCUGAUGAGUGGCAAUAUUGGUCAGCAGCUCCUUCCGCUCCCUCAGCUGCCCUGCCCCCUGCUGGUGUAAUGGACUCAGUGCAAUGGGCAUAUAGUCAUUUUGGCCGACACACUCAUCUAAAGGGAAAUAAAAAUGGCAUGUACUGUAGGGAAACACGGUUCAUUUUAACUGUCAGAUAAGGAAGAAAAGAAAAGUUAUUUUAUAUUGAAGUUGUAAGAAGUUGCUGAGGAGUCUUCAGCUGCCUUUUCAGUAUUUGGAAACUACUAAGCACUCUCCCUCUUAGUCUUUUCUCUGCCUCAUGGUAAAGACUUCUUUCUUAUGAUGUAGCAUUUCUCUCCAUGCAUUUCAGCUUAAUAAGCUUGAGUCAGACAAUAGGCCUACAUGAACGAUAGCAUUCCAAUGUAAGGUAUUAACUUAUAUCUAAGGUGUUAAUUCCAUCAAUUUUCCGACAAUAUGUCCUUUAAUGUAAUUGAAUCUUAGGCUAUGUCUUACUUGUCUUAUCUCUUUAAGUAGCCCACUUAAACAAGAAUGUGCUGUUUGCUUAUUCUAUGAAGCUUUAUUUAAGUACCUUAGGCUUUUUAAAAAUGUAUUUUAUGUUGUUUUUUUUUUUAUUAAGCUAUGCCAAUAGCCAAGGCCUGCUUGAUGUGAUGACAGGUUAAUUGCCUCCUCAGGUGUCUAAUUUCUGUGGGGUUUCUGUAUGAAUGUUUUCAGUGGUGGCUAGGGCCACUGACAAAGUUUGUUAAUGCACUGGUAUUAUUUAUAUGUUUUGUAGUAGGCCUAUAUGUAAACAAUUGUUUAAGCUAGGCCUACAGCUGUGAGGUAUUGGUUCAUGUUUAGCCACACAUUGUGUGGUGCAACCGCUUUUUAAUUUAUUUCCAUUACAUUUUUUUGCACAUGCAUCUUCACUGCAAAUAAAGCUUAUUUU
Messenger RNA from Alosa sapidissima (American shad), 1659 nucleotides. RefSeq lists its product as uncharacterized. The coding region runs from base 76 to 684 and encodes 202 amino acids. The record is from RefSeq and is a predicted model, not a curated record. Lineage: Eukaryota; Metazoa; Chordata; Actinopteri; Clupeiformes; Clupeidae. The transcript is spliced from 7 exons.